Messenger RNA from Drosophila kikkawai, 1767 nucleotides. The record is from RefSeq and is a predicted model, not a curated record. Lineage: Eukaryota; Metazoa; Arthropoda; Insecta; Diptera; Drosophilidae.
AUGGAGCAGAUCCUGGCCGCCAUUACCUGCUGCCUUUUGGCCACCGGCAGCGGCGAGGAGCUCGAUGCCGUCGUCGUGGCCACCAACAAGGCUGCGGAUAAGGCCGAGGGCGUGGCCACCACCAAGCUGACGGCCAGCGUUGUCGAGGACUCCAAGAGCAAGACGGAGAAAAGGGACUCCUCGGAUCAGACAGGUGCCGUCUUCGCAGGACCCUCAUCCUCCAAAGAGCCACCGUUCCGUCCGAUUUAUCCCUCCGCCGGCAGCUACUUCGAGGCUGCCACAGCGGAGACACAGACGCCCAUCUUUGGACCGACCACAGUGCGCUACACGGCGGCGGAGGCGGCGCCUCAGCACCAGCAACAGCCGUCGCCGCCGCAACAGCAGAAGCUGCAGCAGCGCAUCCAGUACAUUAUAGCCAUACCGCUCUCCUAUAUGCGGCAGUUGCAGCAACAGCAACAGCUUCAGCAGCAGCAGCAGUUUAUUAGCGGUGGCAGCACCUCUAGCACCUCCAGCACGGCUGCACCAUUGCCCUCCACCCGGCAUCCGCUGGUACAGCUACUGGGACCGCUGGCCCGUGAUCACCAGGGUCUUUAUCGACCCUACUAUCAGUCGGAUGCAGCCAGUGCCCCAACAGCGGGACCUACAGUGGCUUCGUCGCCAUUGCAGCCGCAGCAGCACCAGCAGCAGCAGCAAUACCUGCAGAUUCCCACCAGCCUUCUGCUGGCUGCUGCCCAGCAACUGCAGCAGCAUCACCAGCAACAGCAUCAGCAGCAGGUGGCAGCCUAUGCCAAGGCCUCAGCCCAGCCGGCACUUUCUCCGCCCGCCCAGUAUAUAUAUCAACAGGUGCCCGCUCCGCAGGCACAGCUCCAGCUGCAGCGGAUUUUCCUGCAGCCACCGCAGCCCCAGACGCCCACCAUUUAUGCUGAGCAGCAGCCUGGUCCACUCUAUGCGUAUCCGCUGCAGCAUCAGCAACAGCAACAGCAUCAGCAUCAGCAGCAACACCACUUGAAACAGUCGCAGCAGCAGCAGCAGCAACACAAGUACACACCAGCAGCACCAACAGCAGCGACAACAUCAACAACCAGCUCAACAGCAACAGCAGCAGCAACUACAUCAGCAGCAACAUCCGAGGCAGCAGCAGCAGCCACUGCAACACGACAGCAACACUUGCCCGUGGUUCACUACAAUCCCCUUUACGUACAAGCCCCCGCGGAGCAUCAGCAGCAACAACAUCAAUUUUCCAUAUUGCCACGUUUCAGCAAUAAUAACCCAAAGGGCUAUGAAGCAGCCGGUCCAGCUCCGGCUUCGAUCCCCAUACACAUUGUCAGAUUGUCGCCAGGUAAUGGGCCGCCAAUCCACCAUUACCAUCACUACCAGCCAGCAGCAGCCCUGCUGCAUCCGUUUCAAUACCACCACCACCCAGCCCCGCAGCAGCAGCAGCAGCAACAAUACCUAUCAACGUAUGCUGAAGAUGGUCCUAAGACAGGUUCACCUUCUGGGUCAGGCACCACCUUGGCUGGACCUACUCCCGCAUCGGGCAUGACCGGUGCCUCGCCGGCUAUUAUACCGUAUUUCAGUCAUCCGGGUGCCGUGCAUUAUGGCACGCAUUUGUAUCACCCGGGAGCAGCCACAGCGGUGGGUGCAGCCGGAGUGGCAUCGGGAUCUGGAGUGGGGGGAGGAGCAGCAUCAAGCCCGAAGCAACAGUCGACCGCAACAAGUGGGGGACAGCUGCCAGGUGGCAGCAACAAUAUUGUGAAAUAUCCCUAA